Molecule: messenger RNA, 1584 nt
Organism: Cryptomeria japonica (Japanese cedar)
Lineage: Eukaryota; Viridiplantae; Streptophyta; Pinopsida; Cupressales; Cupressaceae
Exons: 3
Coding region: 1-1584 (527 amino acids)
Source: RefSeq, a predicted model, not a curated record
AUGAUGCAAGAGACCAAGCUUAAUGAAGAAAAUGCCUCCUUUUUCAAAUCUUUUAGCAGGAUGUGGGAUGGAGUGUAUCAGGAGGCGAUAGGAUCCAAGGGUGGAAUGGUGGUUCUUUGGAAUCUAGAUAAAGUGGCAGUAGAUUUGAUCAAUAAGCAAAAAAAUUGGAUGCAUUGUAAAGUAAGAAUCUUGCAGGAAGAAAUGGAUUUUUCCCUAUUCAAUGUUUAUGGACCGACUAAGACAGAAGAAAAGAAAAGGGUUUGGAUAGAAAUCAUAGAUCAGAUUAGAAUGAUUGAUUCGGAGAAAGCAAUAGUGGCAGGAGAUUUCAAUGCAUUACUCUACAAUGAAGAAAAAUUUGGAGGUUUAAGUAUGAAUGCCCGAGUGAUGGAAGAUUUCAGAAAUUUUGUAACAAACAAUAACCUCUUUGAUGUAGUCCCUAAAUUUGGAAAAUUUACAUGGACUAACAGGAGGGCAAAUUUUAGCAGAAUUUAUGAGAGUUUGGACAGAAUAUUUGUUGGAUCAUUUUGGUUAAGAGAUUCAACCUUCGAAGUAAACAUUGAGAAGUGGUGGAAAGAAUGUAUAGAUAUUAAAGGCACUCCAAGUUAUUGUUUUAUCAAAAAGAUGAAAUACCUUAAGAAUAAAAUCAAAAUAUGGAAUGUGGUAUCCUUCAAGAAUAUUUUUGCUGAAAAACUAAGGGUGGAAGUGGAACUAGAUAGGAUCAAUAACUUGGUGACCGAGAAGGGGAUGAUGAAUGAAGAGUACUAUGCUGAGAUUUCCCUUAAAGUUGAACUGGCAGAAAUUCUUCUAAGAGAAGAAAUGUUUUGGCGAGACAAAUCCAGAGAAUUAUGGUUAGAUGCAGGGGAUUCAAAUUCCAAAUUCUUUUAUGCCUCCUUAAAAGCAAAAAGGAAUAAAAAUAGAAUCAAUCAGUUGAAAGAUGUCUUGGGCAAAAUGGUUGGCAAAGCAGAAGAGUUGGAGAACCUAGCAGUCAAAUAUGUUGUAGAAAUCUUGGGAUCUUCGGAAGGGGAUAGAGAUGAAUCAGUUGAAUAUCUUUUGGAUAUCAUUGACAAACAGAUUUUGGAGGAGGAUAACGCUUCAGUUUUGGCUUCAAUUACAAAAGACGAAGUUAAAAAGGCAACAUUUGAGUUGCACUCGCAUAAAGCUCUGGGUCUAGAUGGGGUGACAAUGGAGUUGUAUCAGAGGUGUUGGAAAUUCAUGGGAGAGGAUAUUUGGAUGGUGGUGGAGGAAUUUCAAAGGAAAGGCAAAUUUGUUAAAGAAAUAAAUAAUACUCUUAUAGCACUGAUUCCAAAAAAGCAAAGUUGUCAGAGUAUUGCUGAUUAUAGGCCAAUAUCUCUGUCUGAAGAAAUAGAUGACAUGGUUUGGGUUAACGAAGUGGAAGCAGUGGUUGGUCCGUAUGUGGCUGAUUAUAUUAUGGAUGGGCAGAUGGAAUCAGAGUGGAUUGAAUGGAAAUUAGUUGGAGAAUGGAAGAUGGAGAAGAAUGUGGAGCUAAAGGACAUUCUAAACAGGAAAAACAAAUCAUCUAUCAAAAUGAAGUGGACCAGUUAUUAUGGAGUGCAUCUAAACUAG